Messenger RNA from Aureobasidium melanogenum CBS 110374, 1749 nucleotides. RefSeq lists its product as uncharacterized. The record is from RefSeq and is a predicted model, not a curated record. The transcript has a single exon. The coding region runs from base 1 to 1749 and encodes 582 amino acids. NCBI's taxonomy places the organism in Eukaryota, Fungi, Ascomycota, Dothideomycetes, Dothideales, Saccotheciaceae.
AUGUUCCAAGUUUCUCGUCCAUGGCAAGUGGUAGCCUCGGUAUCGACGCUACUGUGUGCGAUCCGAACCACUACAGCGCAACAAUAUCUUGCAGUCAACUGGAGUUCGACAAUUUAUGGGCCAGAUGGGCCGUGGAAUGCAAUCACUGUCAAAGUGGGUGGCAACCAGAACAGCAGUAACAUUGCCGCCGAACAAGUCUCGGUAGACCUUCUGAUUGGCAGUUAUUACGCUUCGUACAUACCUUCAAGCUCAGCUUGCCGACCCUAUGGCCCACAAUGUGGUACUGGAGGGGAAUGGGACCCAGACACGUCCGUUCCAAGUUCAUCGCCUCCAAACAUCUGGGAUGCCCCCUCUGCUAUAAACAUUACAGGGACUGUAUAUCCUGCAGCGGUCACCAUCGGCUCUGCAGAGAAGCAACAGACGGUCUACAAUGUUGACCUUGCUACAAUUGAUGCUUUCUCCGUCGACUACCCGAACCAAAAGACUGCAGCUCCGGAACUUGGUUUCUUUGCACUGAACAGUGGUAACGAUCAAGCCGCUCAAGCUGUGAACUACAACAAGGACGGCCCAGACCCCUGGAUUGUCGCUGGCGCACUGUACAACCAAUCCAUCAUACCAUCCUAUUCAUAUGGCUUGCAAAUCGGCUCCGCGGCGUUGGACUAUGGUGGAUCACUCAUUCUUGGUGGCUACGACAAGGGAAGAGCUAUUGGGCCAUAUACGAGCUACGCUGGUUAUUCCGCAAUGCUGCUGGACAUAUCAAUCAACGUCGAAACAGGCUCGAGUCCUUUUUCCUUUGGCAACGCUUCAGGUCUCCUUAUGAACAUUCUUGGGCAGCCAGACUCCUUGAUAGUCAAGGUGGAUCCUAUGCCUCCAGGCUUGCAUCUCCCUGCUCAAACCUGCUCAGCUCUUGCAGAAAAACUUCCCAUCUAUUUUGAUCAAGCUACCCAGUAUUACCUCUGGAACACAUCUGAUCCAUCUUAUGAGACAAUCAUCAACUCUCCAGCUUACCUAGGUUUUCACUUUACUCCGGCCCCUGGUGACGACGCCAACGUUACCAUCAAGGUCCCAUUCAAACUUCUGAAUCUCACACUCACAUCUCCUGUGGUAUCAUCCGCUGUGCAGUAUUUCCCAUGCAUUCCCUUCAAUAUGCCACGUGGGGACCAGUGGCGUCUCGGCCGCGCUUUCCUCCAAGGCGCCUUCCUUGGCUACAACACUCAAACAAACACUAUGUGGCUCGCGCAGGCACCAGGUCCUGGAGCUUCCAACCGAGGACUCGGCUACCAACCUCAGAAUAUGAGUAAUGGCGCUACAACACUCGACAUCUCUAAUGACCAGACUUUGUUCGCACAGUCUUGGUCCAAGCAUUGGACGCCGUUCAACGACUCCAAACCAUCCACUUCCAAUGCCACAUCUCCAACGACGGUGCCAAACAGCUCCAACACGCAGCACAAGACUGGUAUAUCUGGCGGAGCAAUAGCAGGCAUCGUCGUCGGCGUCGUCGCUGGUGUGGUCCUGAUCGCUGCCAUCAUCUGUCUUGUAAUACGACGGAGACAACAAUCCUUCCAACCCGUUUCUCAAGGAGCUUCGGACACUUCUCCUAAUAUGCAACACAAAGAAGAACCCAUAAGUGAGCGUGGUGCAUACGCUGCAGAGCUGCCAUACGACCACCAAGUUCAAGAAAUGCCGCAGUAUACGAUACGCAAGGAACUGCCUGUGCCGGAACAGACUCAUGAGCUUGACUCGACUUGA